Molecule: messenger RNA, 1239 nt
Organism: Musa acuminata AAA Group (dessert banana)
Lineage: Eukaryota; Viridiplantae; Streptophyta; Magnoliopsida; Zingiberales; Musaceae
Product: probable receptor-like protein kinase At1g30570
Exons: 6
Coding region: 1-1071 (356 amino acids)
Biological process (GO): protein phosphorylation
Molecular function (GO): ATP binding; protein kinase activity
Source: RefSeq, a predicted model, not a curated record
AUGAACUUAUGUGUGGAAACAGCAGGCAUAUGGAUUCUUAUAGGUUCCUUACUUGGGGUUGUGAUUCUAAUACUAAUCACAUCAUGGCAUUUGCUAAAAGGAAGAAGACAUCAAUCUGAUGAUACCCCUGUGAAAGAUGAGGCUCCCAAGGCAUUAGCAUUCAAAGAUUUUGGCUGUAGAAAGAUGUCGGUCAAGGAGAUCUAUGCUGCCACAAAUAACUUGAGUGCUCUAAAUUUUAUCGGUCAGGGUAUAGCCGGAAAGGUGUACAAAGGUGUGCUUCCAGAUGGAUGUCAUGUUGCCAUCAAGCAUAUCAAGGAUGGCUAUGCAGAGACAUUUAUGAGAGAGGUCACCAGCCUGUCUCAUAUCAGGCAUCCAAACCUUGUUGCUUUGCAGGGCUAUUGCGAAGAAGAAGACGAGUGCUUCCUCGUGUAUGAGCUGUGUACAAAUGGAAAUCUGUCGGAGUGGCUCUUCGGAAAGGAUAAAACCCUGUCAUGGACUCAGAGGCUGGAGAUCGCGAUUGGCAGUGCUUGUGGCCUUUGGUUUCUGCACACAUAUCCUGAAGGCUGCAUCGUUCAUCGUGACGUGAAGCCGACGAACAUACUCCUUGGUGCUGACUUGGAAGCAAAGCUAUCAGAUUUCGGUCUCUCCAAAGUAGUAGAUGUAGGUGAGUCACACGUGAGCUCGGAGGUGAGAGGAACCUUCGGCUACGUCGACCCAGAAUACCGUCAGAACCACCGAGUCAACGCCGCAGGAGAUGUGUACAGCUUCGGCAUCGUCCUCCUGCAACUCCUCUCAGGGAAAAGAGUCGUCAACCUGAACGUAAUGAGAAGGCCGACGUCGUCGAGUAGAAUGCCCAAGAUUCUAACACGAGGUGAAGAGCUAUCCGACUUCGCUGAUCCGCGACUGAGAGGAGAGUACUCCGUCGAAGCUUUUGAGCUCAGCCUCAAGCUGGCUCUCUCCUGCGUCGCGCACAAGCAGCAGCGUCCGUCCAUGGAGCAGGUCGUCGCGAGCUUAGAGACGGCACUGCAAAUCUCCACCACCACCGAGUCAUACAGUCUCAGUAUCUACUGAUUGAUGUCUCGUACUUCUGUGCAUGCUUAAUCCACACUCAUUGUAAUCUGAAUUCAAACACUCAAACGAAGAGCUAUCAGAACCUUAUCCGAGCUGAGCUAAUUGACACAAACAGCUCCAACGAUGAAUCCAAAGAAGAAAGUCGUAUCUAUCUAUCGAACUUCCUCA